Molecule: messenger RNA, 2754 nt
Organism: Coprinopsis cinerea okayama7#130
Lineage: Eukaryota; Fungi; Basidiomycota; Agaricomycetes; Agaricales; Psathyrellaceae
Exons: 7
Coding region: 1-2754 (917 amino acids)
Biological process (GO): positive regulation of transcription by RNA polymerase I; positive regulation of rRNA processing
Cellular component (GO): nucleolus
Molecular function (GO): protein binding; RNA binding
Source: RefSeq, a predicted model, not a curated record
AUGGCUGUCUUUGCCUCGACUCGCCAAAAUCAACCCCAUGUCCAACAGAAUAUUCCUCGAGCAGGAUCCAAACCCAAAAAGUCCACGAUGAUGAACAAGGGGAAGGCAAGGGAAAUCCAGGGCGCCCAGGUUUUACCCACUACAAACGCGGAUACCAGUCCCUGGAGCGAAGAAACCGACACUACCGACUGGCAAUGGAGUUACCUGAACGAUUUUUCUACGAGCAAGGUUACGCCGUUGUUCUCAAAGGACGGAAGUUACUUCUUCUCCUUCUCAGGUUCAUCAGUCAAAAUUUUGUCGGUGUCGACUGGCCAGGUCGUGUCUGAACUGAACGCUCCUGCUGGGAAGGACAAUGGCCAAACGCCGCCUCGCUUCACUUCUGCCGUUAUCAACCCCGACAACGCAUUCCAACUCAUUACCAGCACCCUCGAGGGCAGGAUCAUCAUUUGGGAUUUUCUCAAUGCAGUCAUUCUCCGAGAAAUAGACGUCUGCAAACCGAUUCACUACAUCUGCGCGCAUAGAAACGUGAAGGAUUCGAUAUUCGUCGCUGCUUCCUUGAACAAGAAAAAGACGCAAGAAAACGAUGCUAUUGUCCUGCAAGUAUCCCUCAACCACGGUUCUUCGGGCAAGUCCUCGGCGGAGGUGCGCUCUAUUGGCAAGACUCGGUCACCUUCGGGUCUUGCCAUUUCUCCUAGCGGAGAAUGGCUGGUUUCGAUUGGUGGACAUACCGUAUAUGUCGCCCGAAUCUCAGCACUGGACACCGGCUUCAUCAAAUACGUUUCUGCCGAUCGUUUGUCGUGUUUAGCGAUGCACCCAUCCGACGAGUAUUUUGCUACGGGCGACGAGAAGGGAAUCAUUCGUUUGUGGUACUGUCUCAACGAUGCUGCGGUCAAAUCUCGCGGAGUAGAACAGAAGGCGCAGACAACCUCUCUGCACUGGCAUGCACACAGCGUAGCGGCUCUUUCCUUUACACCGAACGGCGCAUAUCUUCUAAGUGGCGGUGAAGAGGCAGUACUUGUGAUUUGGCAGCUUCACACUGGCAGAAAGGAAUUUGUUCCUCGCGUCGGGUCGCCCAUCGUCACCAUCUCCGCGUUCCAAGGGCCACUGUCGGAGGAAUAUCUCUUGGGUCUUCAAGAUGGAACAUUUUCCUUCGUCAGCCCAAGCUCUCUGCGGAUAGUCAGGUCGUUUUCUCAACUCAAAAUUGGCCUGGAUGUCGCACAGGGCCAAACGCCAACCACAUACGCCCCCCUCGCAUUCCACCAACCCUCGUCGUCACUCAUCCUCCCGUCCUCCCAUCAGUCUUCCUUACAAAUCUACUCGCCCUUCUCUCAGUCCCUUGUCGGAGAACUUGAAGUUUCUCCUUCAAACCGAGUGUCAAGACGCGACGACAAGCCCUUGGAAGCUGCCAAGGUUCGCCUUGUUGCUUUGGCUUCCUCUGGCCUGUGGAUGUCGACGGUAGAUGUACGAGAGGAGGAGCCGGGUUACCAGCCAGAGGUGUUCUUGAAGAUCUGGUCUUGGGAUUCAAAAACCAGCUCUUGGCAACUGCAUAGUCGGAUCGACCAGCCCCAUGGCUUCAAAUAUCCCAUUCAGCUCAAAUUCAGCCCCCACAGUCCCACUGCGCCUCUGUUCCUUUCGUCUUGUGGAGAAGAUGGCGCUGUCAAAAUCUGGAAGUUGAGAACAAAGACCAAAGAAGACCUCUGGUUACCUCAUGCCACAUUGACGUUCCCUCCGUCGCAUGUGAAGGACCUGGCUUGGUCUCCUGAUGGCACAAUUAUUGCUGUGGUCUCAGUCAAUCAAGCGCUUCUCUACGACACUUCUUUCACCGUCAUCGAUACCUUGUCCACCUUUGAACAGAAGAACACCAUCUCCGUCCACUUCAUUGGGAACCGGUAUCUUUUGGUAGUAGGCCGACGGUGUUUGACAACUUGGGACCUGAUCUCCCGCUCCGUCCCAUGGACCUUCAUCCCGAGAUCCGACGUCGAUUUCGCCAUUGCUCAUCACAACAAAGCAUCGUUUGCCGUCUUUCUUCAACCAAACGUCACCAACGAAUCUACGGAAACCCAUGUCUAUGCAUUCGACGUGGAAUCCUCCCGACCUCGUGGCGAGCAUUCUCUUCCCCUCCAAUUGCGCAAUGUCGUCUCGGCCGCCUCUCCGCAAGAACCAAGAUACAACUUACUUGGUCUCACUCAAGACUCGAGAAUUGUCGUUAUUGACGGUGAUUCCUCCAAGCUUCACACAGCACACAAACCUUCUUUGUCGUUCGGAUCGGCCAAGACCACUGUAUUCAGAGACAUGUUUAGAGGGGCUUCAAUGGACUCGCUCGAGGUGGUUUCGCCGACACCGAUCACCUCCACCGCUAGAAACACCGAUUCCACUAUCGUGGAAGCCUUCAGCCAACCUACACAUCUCAUGGCCCCUAUCGCUCUCGUCUUCGACGAACUAAUGUCAUCCCUCCUUCAACCUGGCCAAUCUGCAGUAGACGCGACGCUAUCGGAUGAUGAAGAAGAUUCGGAUGACGAAGCCAUGGAAGAUAUCGUUAUGACAUCAACAACACGGUCACUACCGCCUAUCGAUACUGCAUCUCUACAACCAUUGGUAUCCUUCUUCCGGCAGUCUUUUGCAAAAUCUCGGGACCAAACAGCAAAAGGAUUGGAAAACGGCAAGUUAAAAAAGAACCGCCCGAAUGGCACCAUCUCGAGCAUCAGCCCCUCGAAGACGGCCUCUUCAAAAGCCCGUCGUGAUUCACUUGCAUGA